AUGGGGACUUAUAUACCAAAUGGUAAGGAUGAAUAUCAUCCUGGAACCACAACUUCAUCUAAUUAUGAUAACACAAACACCACUACCACCACCAAUUCAAUGUCCACAUUUACCACCACAUCUCCUCAACAUCAACAACAUAUUCAAGAAUCAGUAACAACUCCUACAUCUAAAGUGACAAUCAAUCCUCAUACAACUUCUAGUAUUGCCAGUCAACAACAUCAACAGGAACAAGAAUUACUUUCAGGUUACACUGUACCAAAUCCACCAAUUUCUACACAGCAAUCAACAGCAAUUGCAGCUGAUCAAGAAUCAACAACGGGAUCAGAUUUAGAUAAUAAACCUCGAACUUUAUGGAUGGGAGAUUUAGAUCCUUGGCUUGAUGAAAAUGCUAUUCGGGAUUUAUGGUGGAGUAUUUUACAGAAAAAAGUGGUGGUGAAAAUUAUUAAACCUAAAAAUAUGAAACCUGAUUUUAGUUUCCAAGGAUUAACUAAUUCAGGGUAUUGUUUUGUUGAAUUUGAGUCAUUUGAAGAUGCUCAACAUGCAUUAAGUUUAAAUGGACAAUUAUUACCUGAUAUUGCUAUGCCUUCACAACUGAAUUUCCCUAAUAAUCCUGAUAAUCAAAAAAAAUAUUUCCGUUUAAAUUGGGCUAGUGGAGCUACUCUUUCUGCUCCCAUAGUUCAAACACCGGAAUAUUCUUUAUUUGUGGGUGAUUUAUCAGCAUCGACAACAGAAGCACACUUGUUGGCAUUUUUCCAAAAAAAUUUCCCCAAUUCAAUUAAAACAGUUCGAGUAAUGACUGAUCCAAUAUCAGGGAAAUCUAGAUGUUUUGGAUUUGUCAGAUUUACUGAAGAACUGGAAAGACAAAGAGCAUUAAUUGAAAUGAAUGGGGCUUGGUUUGCUGGUAGACCAUUGAGAGUUGCACUAGCCACGCCUAGGAAUUUGACUAGAAGAUUUAAUAAUCAUCGCUUUCCACUGCAGCAGCAACAACAACAACAACAACAACAACAACAACAACAACAACAACAACAACAAUCUGUACCUUCUUUAAUUUCGAGACAUGGUGGGGGUGGACCUAAUAUGCAUAUAGGAGGAGAAUAUUUUAAUGGUGAUCCCAAUUCAUCACCUUUACCACAAGCAGGUGCACCAACGGUACCUCCGGAAUUGAUGUUUAUGCCACCCAUGGGACCUAAUGGUCAACUUGGAGGUAGUCCUAUAUAUGGAUAUUAUGGUCAAACUUCUGGUGGAGGUGGCCCAGAAUUAGAAGGAUUUAGUUUAGAUAUGAUGCAAUCACCCAAUCUAAUGCAACCAAUGUUAGGACAACCUCAUCAACAUCAUCAGCAUUCUCACCAACAUCAACAGCAGUCACAACAAUUUGCUGAUCCUAAUAAUACUACUGUUUUUGUGGGAGGAUUAUCGGCAGAUGUUUCUGAACCGACUUUGCAUACAUUAUUUAAACCAUUUGGAUUGAUACAACAAGUUAAAAUCCCACCUGGUAAAAAUUGUGGAUUUGUAAAAUAUUCAACUAGAGAAGAAGCAGAAGAAGCAAUUGCAGCAAUGCAAGGAUUUGUUAUUGGUGGUAAUAGAGUGAGAUUAAGUUGGGGGAGAGUAUCUAUUAGUAAUAAGAAAUAUCAACAACAACAACAACAAGUAGCACAAGCAGCACAAUUACAAGUUCAUGCAGCAUUAUCUAUGGGUAUGGAUCCUGCUAGUGCGAUUGCUGCUGCCGCUGCUGCCGCUGCUGCUGCCGGUGGUGGAUAUCCACCAAAUAUACCACCAAAUAUUCCUCCUCAACAUCGACAAGUCGCACCACCGCCACCAUCAGUACCGCCAUCUGUUGUACCACCACAAAUGGGGACAAUGAAUUUACCACCACCACCAAUUCAUGGUCUAAAUAUGCCUAUACUUCCUCAUGUUCCCCAAUAUCAAAAUAUUCCUCGACAUAGUCAAUAUGUUGUAGAAGAUAAUGGUAGGGAUACUUCUGAUACAACUACAAAUAUUGGUGGGCAUAAUGGAGAUCAUCUGAAUUCUAUUAAGACAUCAUUUUUAUCUAAUACUGCCAGUAAUAGUGGUAAUAAUGGUCAUCAAGUUGCACAAGAAGAUUUAACUCAUGCUAUGGAUAAAAUGAAUUUAAAUUCUGAACCAAGUGAUGAAAGUAAUGAUGGUGGGCAGUAUAGUUAUAUGAUAAAUCCAAGGUAUGGUGUAUCAUCAGAUAUACAACUGUAUCAACAAUUAAUACCAGAAAAUUACAAUCAAGAAAAGAAUAAGAUCAAAGAUGAGGAGGAAGAUGAAGAUAAAACUUCUACAACAAAGAACGAUAAUAAUGUUGACAAUGACAAUGAUGAUGAUGAUGAUGUGAAAGAUAAGGAGAAUGAAUAA
This is a messenger RNA of Candida dubliniensis CD36, 2379 nucleotides long. RefSeq lists its product as uncharacterized. The transcript has a single exon. Gene Ontology annotation, cellular component: cytosol. The record is from RefSeq and is a predicted model, not a curated record. The coding region runs from base 1 to 2379 and encodes 792 amino acids. Lineage: Eukaryota; Fungi; Ascomycota; Pichiomycetes; Serinales; Debaryomycetaceae. Gene Ontology annotation, molecular function: mRNA binding.